AUGGGUGUUCAAGACUUUGUUCGCUUUAACCCGGAUGACUACAGAGCUAAAGUACAGGGAUAUGACGACCAACAGCUGCAGAAGAAAGAGGUUGUACUGAUCCGGACGCUAUACUCGAGCACCGCGGGCGUCAUCAGUGGCGUCGUUAUGGCUCCUGGUACCGGAGGUGCUUCACUUGUCGGUUCCGUCGCUGGUGGCAGGGUAAUGCAACUCGUUGAGCAUAAGCUUGCGGUUGUCCGAACCGAACUCAUGAGGCGUGGGAUGCCGUUGCACCAGAAGACAACGCGAGACCAAGCCAUCCCUGCGGCUACCGGUAGCGUAGCCGGAGCAAUGGGUCUGUUCUCGGGCGUGGAAGGACACCUAGUCGGCACUGCAGCUGGCGCCGCGGCUAACCUGGUCGGAGUCGAAACACAACCUCUUGACCGUGUCCAAACCGCUCCAAACCGCCCAGUCGAUCAAGAAUCAAACAGUUUUCAGAAACUGAGGAGGUCGCUGACCGAGACUGCGUCCUCGAAAGCCCGAUCCCUGCAGUACCAUUUCUCAUCCGAAGACAAGGAUCUAUUUCGGCAGUACGACAAUCUACUCGAACGAAAGAAAACACUGGAAGGACGGUACCAACAGUUUCGUGUGUCGACGCUAGGAGCUGCGGGCGAGAAGUGGUACUGGCUUGUCGAUAAAAUCGCUCCGACGUAG
Messenger RNA from Cladophialophora carrionii CBS 160.54, 693 nucleotides. RefSeq lists its product as uncharacterized. NCBI's taxonomy places the organism in Eukaryota, Fungi, Ascomycota, Eurotiomycetes, Chaetothyriales, Herpotrichiellaceae. Bases 1 to 693 code for a protein of 230 amino acids. The transcript has 2 exons. The record is from RefSeq and is a predicted model, not a curated record.